AUGCACGAUACAGGGACGGAUGGAGACAAGCUCGAAAAGAGGAGACGACAAAAUAGGGAAUCUCAGCGUCGAUUCAGGGAUCGUAUUCGGAAUAGGCCUCAGAAGGAUAUCCAAGGAACUGCAUUGCCAGGUCCGCAGCAGACUAUCGCGCCAGAUGGAAUUUUCAUGACUCCAUUCGAGUUCAUGCCCAUGUCUCCAAAUGCUUCCUCGGGUUUAGGUCCGGUUCCUAGAACAGAUCUAACAAGCACUAUGGACACAUCUGGGUUCUCAAUGCUAUGGGAUAGCGAUGCUGUUCGGUCUUCUGGGAGUCCCACAAUAGAUUCCAUUCCACAGCCUCCAGACAAACAACCAAUUUGGUUCGAUAUCCCUGGGGGUCCUCUAACAAUGCCUAAACAAGGGUUGUGUAUCUCUCCUGCGAAGAACGACACUACUGGAACGGGUGCAGGACUUUCGAGUGACGCAGCGAGCCCUAGUCUCCAUACCUCUCGGCCGUUCAUGAGCGAUCCAGGCAGUGGCCAGUUCUCCAUGAAUAAUUGUUCGCCUCUUGUUCAGACAGGGCAAUUAUACGAGCCAAACUUGCCGAAAGAACUUGGUCGGGCUCCUCAACCUCAACCUCAAAGCCAGAGUGCUUCGAAGGCGGCUCAGCCUCGCGGCGUGCAAUAUGCACAACCCAGGACAUUCUCUGGGCCCCGAAAGGUACUGAUACCUCGUUUCGUUUGCUUCCUUGACGUAGUCUUUGUGGUGUUGUGCCGUUCCUAG
Molecule: messenger RNA, 759 nt
Organism: Penicillium roqueforti
Lineage: Eukaryota; Fungi; Ascomycota; Eurotiomycetes; Eurotiales; Aspergillaceae
Exons: 2
Coding region: 1-759 (252 amino acids)
Biological process (GO): regulation of DNA-templated transcription
Molecular function (GO): DNA-binding transcription factor activity
Source: RefSeq, a predicted model, not a curated record